This is a messenger RNA of Coniosporium apollinis CBS 100218, 1704 nucleotides long. RefSeq names its product oligomeric Golgi complex subunit 6. Lineage: Eukaryota; Fungi; Ascomycota; Dothideomycetes. Gene Ontology annotation, biological process: intra-Golgi vesicle-mediated transport. The record is from RefSeq and is a predicted model, not a curated record. Bases 1 to 1704 code for a protein of 567 amino acids. Gene Ontology annotation, cellular component: COG complex. The transcript has a single exon.
AUGCUCGAAGAGGCAUCAUCUCUUCUAAAGCAAAAGAAAGAGAUCGAGACCAAGCAGCGCCUUCUGGGAGCAUUCAACGGUCACUAUCUGUUGACAGAUGACCAAGCCAUCACCCUGACCUCCGCUGCUGAGCCGGUUGACGAUGAGUUUUUUCGACUGCUUAGGAGAACCAAAAAAAUUCACAACGACUGCCAAGUCCUGCUAGGAACAGAAGACCAACGACUAGGUAUUGAGAUCCUAGAGCAAAGCUCCAAGCGGCUAGAUGCAGCUUUCCAAAAGCUAUACCGCUGGAUACAGCGAGAAAUCAAAACUCUUGACUUGGAGAACCCCCAAAUCAGUUCUUCGAUACGUCGAGCACUUCGAGUGCUGGCAGAACGGCCAACUCUCUUCCAGAACUGCCUCGACUCCUUCGCUGAAGCACGCGAGCGCACUCUCUCCGAUGCCUUCUAUACUGCGCUGACAGGAUCCAUAUCCGAUUCUACUAACCAUGUUUCUACUAAGCCCAUCGAAUUCCAAGCUCACGACCCACUACGCUACGUUGGCGACAUGCUUGCCUGGGCACACUCAGCCACCGUGUCCGAGAGGGAAGCGCUCGAAGUGCUCUUCAUCUCGGAAGGAGACGAGAUGGCUAAGGGCAUUCAAGCGGGCCUGGAGAGCGAUCCGUGGUCUCGGCCGGAAGACGGCAAAGAAGAGAUUUUCGACGGCCGUAAAGCACUCAGCCAACUCGUCAGUCGGGAUCUUACAGGUGUUGCAAGACUUCUCCGACAGCGCACAGAGCAGCUCAUCCGGAGCCAUGUAAACGCGACCCUAGCAUACAGGAUCGCAAAUUUACUUGGUUUUUACAAGAACAUGUUCACGAAACUCAUCGGCGAAGAAGCCGACGUGGUAGACGUCUUGGCUGGCUUAGAAGAAUCGGCCCUCAGGCAGUUUCGAGCGAACAUGCAAGAUCACGUGGCUGCCGUUCAAAGCGAGCUCGCCGUGGCGCCACCCGAUCUGUCGCCACCGGAGUUUCUGGAGGAAGCCCUUGACAUGCUUAAGGACUUGCUCAAGAGUUACGAAACGUCUGUUACCAGCUCCGAUAGCAUGGGACAGGGGUUCCGCCCAGUCCUUGCAGAGGCAUUGGAUCCCUUCCUCAAUGGGUGCGAGAAUCUCUGGAAACGCCUUCCAGCACCCGAUGGCGAUGUCUUUGCAAUUAAUUGCUUAGCAGCGGCAAGGGCAGUGUUAUUACCCUUUUCAUUCACUAGAGAAAAAGUCUCGAAUAUUGAGGAUAAUAUCGAAGAACACACUACCAAUCUGGUUGAACAGCAACACCGCUUCUUCAUCCAUCACUCCGGACUACAGCCCCUACUCGCGGCAUUAGCGCCAUUGUCCAAAUCCCAGGGAGUUGUAGCAUCGAUACCAUCCCUGAAAGCCUUUCAGCCAGAACCCCUCGUCGCCACCAGUCAGACACUCGAUGACUUCUUGCCUUCCGCUCUAAUCGAUGCAAUGGAGAAUAUCAAGCGCUUACGAGACACGAAGAUGGCGCAGGAGAUUACAGAAGAGGCGGCCGAUAAGUUCUGUGACGACUUCGAGUACGUGGAGAGCAUGAUAGUGGCUGCCGACGAGAUGAGGGCUGUAGAGGAUGGCGAGGAAGAGGGACCUGUGCCAAGUCUCAGAGAGCUGUUCCCACGGACUGGAGCGGAGAUCAGGGUACUGUUGAGUUAG